Molecule: messenger RNA, 959 nt
Organism: Cucurbita maxima (winter squash)
Lineage: Eukaryota; Viridiplantae; Streptophyta; Magnoliopsida; Cucurbitales; Cucurbitaceae
Product: cytochrome b6-f complex iron-sulfur subunit, chloroplastic-like
Exons: 5
Coding region: 128-811 (227 amino acids)
Cellular component (GO): plasma membrane
Molecular function (GO): 2 iron, 2 sulfur cluster binding
Source: RefSeq, a predicted model, not a curated record
GCCUUAUCUAGUAGUCACCUUUUGUGGUCAUCAAAAUUCAGCUCACAAUCUCUCAAAUCUCAGCGCCACUCACUGAUAUAACAUUAGUUAUAGAGAAACUCCCUCCACUCUUUGCUGUGAUCCAUCCAUGGCGUCCUCCACUCUAUCUUCUGCAACUCCCUCACAGCUAUGCGCCAGUAGAAGUGCUUUGUUCUGUCCCUCGCAAGCGCUGUUGAGGAAACCCAAAAGCGCUCAAAUGGGGGCGAAGGGAAAGGGCGUUAAGGUCUGUUGUCAAGCCACUAGUAUUCCGGCUGAUCGAGUGCCGGAUAUGGGUAAAAGGAAGACCAUGAAUUUGCUUCUUUUGGGUGCUAUUGGCCUUCCCACUGCUACCAUGUUGUAUCCUUACACCUAUUUCUUUGUCCCUCCUGGUACUGGAGGUGCUGGUGGUGGAAUUGUUGCCAAGGAUGCUUUUGGAAAUGAUGUUCUUGCAGAUGAAUGGCUGAAGGCACAUGGCCCUGGAGACCGAACCCUCACACAGGGGCUCAGGGGAGACCCUACCUACCUUGUAGUGGAGAAGGAUAAAACACUUGCGACGUUUGGAAUCAACGCCGUAUGCACUCACCUUGGAUGCGUGGUGCCAUGGAAUGCAGCUGAGAACAAGUUUAUCUGCCCUUGCCAUGGAUCCCAAUACAACGAUCAAGGCAGGGUCGUCAGAGGCCCUGCACCUCUAUCUCUUGCAUUGGUUCAUGCUGAUAUAGACGACGGGAAGGUCGUGUUCGUUCCUUGGGUCGAAACCGAUUUCAGAACUGGCGAAAAUCCAUGGUGGGCUUAAGCCUCCUCCUCAUGUAACAUCUUUCCACAUCCAUCCAUAUUCUCCUGUUGUAUAUUUUGGUUUCAAUUGAUAUACAAGACCACUCAAUCCUAGGCUUGUAUCGAUAAGCUUUGAUAUGUACCACUCUAGUGUUCUACUUUAUUAAUCA